AUGUUACAACAUCAACAGCAGUCGGCACAAGUACCUCAAGGUUACUACGAUUACAAUCAACCAAGUCCCGGGAGUAUAACCAAUCCAGAUUCCCUAAAUAAUACUCCAUUCUCAGUUAAGGAUAUAUUGAAUAUGGUUAAUCAAAACGAAGACUACGAAGCGUAUGGUACAAUGGAAAGCCCUUUACAGGCCAAUUCUGGAUAUUCUAACGACUACGAUACCCGCGGCUACGAUCCUUCUCAUACGCUGUCACCCAUGGUGCCACAUGGUCAUCACUUACCGCCAUCGGCUGGCGGUCCAUCACCGGCCCAAUUCUAUUCCAGCUAUCAGGACUACAACACAACGCCCCUAAUCACACAUGCGACACACGCCGCCCCGACAACCCAUCCUCAUGCCCAUCAAGGUUAUCAGGGGUAUAAUACUGCUGCAGUGGCGGCUGCUGCUGCUGCAGCUCAUCCCUACUAUGUUCCACCCACAGCAACAUAUCAGCCACCAGGUUAUCCACUGCAAAGUACCCAGCCAAUGUAUCAUCAAUAUAACGGUUAUGGUACGGAUGCCUAUCAAACGCAUGUGGCCCCACAAAAUGGUACAGUGGCAACAACUCUACCCUCUCAUCAUAUGUCCCACAUCGAUUUGACCCAGUCAAGUGUGAAGAGUGAAUAUGUACCCACGCCGUAUGUAACACCCUCCCCAACCUUGGAUCUGAAUAGUUCGACAGAAGUCGAUUUGAAUACCCCCUCGUCGGGACAGAAAAAGUCACCAAUCGGCAAUACCAAUAACACUAAUAAUAAUCCACCUCCCGCCAAUCUACAAAGUCUUAUGGAGACGGCAAAUAAUUCGAAUUCGCUGAGAAAUAUUUCGACGGGUUUGCCAGCGGGACCAUUGUAUGAGCAGGCAUCGUUGGUUGCAAGAUCGGCGGAUUUGAGUAAAAGAAAAGAUAUAUCACAAGUGACAUCAUCCAAAUCGGAACUACGUAAAAAUGGUAAACCACGAUCGAAACGUAAGCCACGUGUAUUGUUCUCACAGGCCCAAGUAUUAGAGCUGGAGUGUAGAUUCCGUAUGAAAAAAUACCUCACCGGGGCUGAGCGAGAAGCCAUCGCCCAAAAAUUAAAUCUCUCACCGACACAGGUGAAAAUUUGGUUUCAAAAUCGUCGCUACAAAUCGAAACGCGGUGAGAUCGAAGAACCAGCCUCCCUGAAACACAAAGCUGCUGAAUUGCCACCGCAGAACAUUUCCAUGUGGGGUCAUCAUGCUGCCAAUCAUUUGAUGCAACAAACUGCGACGGCGCAUCACAUGCACACACAUCCACAUGCGCAGCAUACAAUGUAAAACAUUAAGCAAUAAUUAUUAUUAAUUUUUAUUUUUCUGUUUUUUUAUUAAUUA
Messenger RNA from Musca vetustissima, 1383 nucleotides. RefSeq names its product muscle-specific homeobox protein tinman. The transcript has 3 exons. Bases 1 to 1329 code for a protein of 442 amino acids. Gene Ontology annotation, molecular function: RNA polymerase II cis-regulatory region sequence-specific DNA binding; DNA-binding transcription factor activity, RNA polymerase II-specific. Gene Ontology annotation, cellular component: nucleus. The record is from RefSeq and is a predicted model, not a curated record. NCBI's taxonomy places the organism in Eukaryota, Metazoa, Arthropoda, Insecta, Diptera, Muscidae. Gene Ontology annotation, biological process: cell differentiation; regulation of transcription by RNA polymerase II.